Molecule: messenger RNA, 1624 nt
Organism: Hermetia illucens (black soldier fly)
Lineage: Eukaryota; Metazoa; Arthropoda; Insecta; Diptera; Stratiomyidae
Exons: 5
Coding region: 175-1566 (463 amino acids)
Source: RefSeq, a predicted model, not a curated record
GAAAAUAAUACUAUUCAUUCAUGAAGUCUCACUAAGGACACUAGAACAUUGAAGAAUAUUGUAUAGUAACUUCGUACCCCAACAGAAAUUAUUUUGAUAACAAAAAGAAGAAAAUUAGAGCUCAUCUUAUUUUUAUCUUAUUGAGAGUUUUUUUCGGAGUUCCAUUUAUUCACAAUGAAACCCGCAGCCAAUCAAUUUGACAGUAAUCUAGAAGAUACUUCCUUUGAGGCAUACCAGGAUUCGUCAGAAUGCGAAAGCAUAGGCCUAAACCAAGAAGACAACACCGAGGAAACUAGUUCGGAGUCGAAGGACACAAAACUUCCUAUUAGUCCUUCUUUGGUACAUGAUACAGAGAAGACCAGGAUCCCGAAACCGUUGGUCCGAAUUUAUAAUCCGAAUGCGGCGCUGAACCGUAAUUGCGGUGGUGAUCAAAAGUGCAACGCUACUGACUAUUAUACUGCCAGCAGCAUCAAUUUUCGCAAAAGGAAGUCAGUGUCGCUGAUGGAGAUUCAAAGAAUGCGGAAGGGAAGCCGCACCUCGAAAUCCGUUGUCCACCAGAGUCAGAAGUCUGGUCAUAAUUUAGCACUUCAACCUUCGUCACGUGGUGAUAAUUGUUGCUAUGAACGCUCUUCGUUGCAGCUUCGUAAUGACUAUUACUGCUUCGUCAGCGAGAAUGAGGAGUCUGAGGUUGACUCCAAAUUGGCUGGCAUGAGGGUUUUCGCCUCAAUCAUGCUGAAUGCUUGGCGUCGUCGCAGGGAUGAGGUUCGUCGUUUGAAUGAUGAACUCAACCGAAUCAAGAAAGGGUCGGUUAAAACCAAGAACCAAAUCCAUGUGAUCAGUUCACUGUUCAAAGUUGAGCAGAAAACAAACGAUGACUUAAGUUGCCGAUUACGUCGCUGCCUUGAAGAUCAACAAAAAUUGCAGGAUAUGUAUAAUGACUUGAAUAAAGCCUUCACUGGACUACAGGUAAAAUUUGGCGAAACGGAGCAACUGGUGGAAGAGAAGGUGAAGGAAAUUGAUGGUCUAAACUAUUUACUCAGCGAAUCUAAAACAAACUUAUUCAAAUCAAUGUCUCGUGAACGCGAACUGGAGACCAAUUUGAGUAAUGAGCAACGGAAACUCCUGGAGUUGGAGAAUGAAAAAAAUGAAUUACUGAGCACGAUCGCUCAGCUCCAACAGACAAUUAAUGCAAAAGCAGAGGUUGAAUCAGCCCUCACAAGUAAAUCGAAGGAAGUGGAGUACCUGAAAUCACAACUCGACACUUUGGAGAAGAAACUUAAGGAUCUGAAGGAGAAAGAAGCGCAAGUUAAGGAAUAUCAGCAACUAGACCUGACCAAUCGCAAGCUUAUCCAGGAGCUCUCCGAGCGCAUUAAUUUUCUUGAAGGCACCCUCAAAAAUUCAUUCAUGACAAGAGCGCUGGAAUUCUGCAAGCAGCUUCAUAAAUCGACAUACAUGUAUAGUCAUCUACUAUUAUAUUGCUUAUUACCCAUGACACCGCCCCCAACUAAAAUUUCAUUGAACACUACUCACGCCUUGGAAAAGGCUCUGAAUUUUUGCUGGAGGUGAACUUAUCAAUCAAUCCAAAAAGUUUAAAAAAAAAGAAACCGAAAUGUUACUGUGAUUG